Messenger RNA from Aureobasidium namibiae CBS 147.97, 813 nucleotides. RefSeq lists its product as uncharacterized. The transcript has a single exon. The coding region runs from base 1 to 813 and encodes 270 amino acids. NCBI's taxonomy places the organism in Eukaryota, Fungi, Ascomycota, Dothideomycetes, Dothideales, Saccotheciaceae. The record is from RefSeq and is a predicted model, not a curated record.
AUGCCGGGCUCCCACGACCUGAGUGUUGAGAAUCUGCGCUUACACGAGCACAUUGUGGACUCACAGAAGCACACCCAACAUGUUGUCAAAACAGUAACAACUGCCCCUACGGCACGUCACGGCGCGAGACCGCCUGCAAAGCCCGAGACCGUGGCCAGAUCAAAAGCACCUUCCAAAGCUAGUUCACAAGCUGGAUCAAAACGUGGAGAAGCCAUCGAGUCAUCAAAACACGAGAAGGAGGUCCUGAUUAUCACAGUCAUUGAAGAAGGGGGUGAUGAGGACCUUCCCCCAAAGGCGCCCUCCGUAGCCCACGCUUCCAGCAAGCACGAAUCAAAGAAAGCACCUUCCGUAGAACCACCCGCGUCGCGCUCCUCUCACCACUCCCACCAUAGUCACCGUCAGAGUAAAGACAUCUUCCACAUUCCCGCCGGUAUUCCUCCGCCACCCGGCUUUGCGAGAAUGCCUGACUUGCCUGUCAUGCCUUCAAUGGUGCCCGUGGCCGAGAUCCCUGCAUUCGACAUGGGAGAUCACAAAGAGAUGGCUCUGAUCAUGAUCCCACCUCCACCCGCCAGAUCCGUUGCCUCUGGGGCCUCCAAACUGGUCGCUCAGAGGUAUCCCGCAUCGCACGUCAGUCAUCGUAGCAAGAGCUCUCAUGCCAGCAAGAAGAGUAGCAAGUCGAAGGCCCCCGUAAACAGCAGUAACGAGUCUGAACUGGUUGAUGUGCUCGUUGAGGAAGUGCAUGAGGUCACAAAGCGAAGGUAUGUUGUGAAGAUGCCUAGAGACAAAGCCAGGGAUUUCAAGUUUGCCGAUUGA